Xyrauchen texanus (razorback sucker) is the source of this 4111-nucleotide messenger RNA. Its product is annotated as NACHT, LRR and PYD domains-containing protein 12-like. Gene Ontology annotation, molecular function: protein binding. The transcript has 10 exons. Lineage: Eukaryota; Metazoa; Chordata; Actinopteri; Cypriniformes; Catostomidae. The record is from RefSeq and is a predicted model, not a curated record. Bases 128 to 3610 code for a protein of 1160 amino acids.
AAGAAGAAGAGACGCCAUUCCGAGGCGUUGUGCCGAAACACUGGGAAUAUUUAUACGACAGUAUUUCUGGUCUGAAAUCAUUCUUAAACUGUCUGAAUAAAGACAAAUUGGGGACACUGCCUCUAAAAUGAGUCUCAAUGAGGAGAGAGAGGAGGAGAGCACUACCACAAAAACAAGUUUAUGUGAGCAGACAGAAGAGUGUGCUGCUUAUGAGCAGCAAACGCAAAGAGCAGCAUCUGCAGGAUCAAGUUUUGUGUCUAUGAAGAACGAUGAAUACAUGAAGAGUCCCGCAUUCAGUGAUGGUGCAGAAACUUGUGACUUCGGGAGGAAGAGAAAAACUGCAGCAUCUCCAGAACCUAGCUUUGUGUCUAUGAAGAGUGACGACUCUAUGAUGAUUCCCCCUGAAUUUAGUGAUGGAGCAGUGACCUCUGACCCUGUGGAUGCAUAUAAUCUAAUCAGAUCUGUGGAGUUCUGUCAGACUCAACAAGAUACAAAUCCAGUCAUGCUGGAGGAGACUGAAAACCUGCAUCAGGAUUCUGACCAACCAGUAAAUUAUGUUCUUCAUAGAGUCAAAGACCAACACAAAACCAGCAUGAAGAACAAGUAUGAGAGAUUAUUUGAGGGAAUCAAACUACAAGAGAAUCAAACGCUCCUGAACAGGAUUUACACACAGCUCUACAUCAUAGAGGGAGAGAGUGAAGGGGUGAAUGAAGAACAUGAGGUUUUACACAUGGAGAAAACAGCCAGAACUCAACACUUACAAGACACUCCAAUCUACUGCAAUGACAUCUUUAAACCCUUACCUGAACCAGGAUGUGAGGAGAAGAGAACAGAGCAAAUAAAGACUGUUCUUACUAAAGGCAUCGCUGGAAUUGGAAAAACAGUCUCUGUGCAGAAGUUCAUCCUGGACUGGGCCGAGGGAAAAGCCAAUCUGGAUGUAGAUUUCAUGUUUGUGCUUCCAUUUCGAGAGCUGAACUUGAUUAAAGAUGAGCAGUACAGUCUUCACAAACUUCUGCUGGACUUUCAUCCUGAACUUCAUCAUCUGGACUCAAAGAUUUAUAAUGAGUGUAAAGUUGUGUUCGUCUUUGAUGGUCUGGAUGAAAGCAGAAUUCCUCUGAAGUUUUCAGACAUUGAGAAAGUUCCUGAUGUGACUGAGACUUCAUCAGUGGGUGUGUUGAUGUCAAACCUCAUCAAAGGAGAUCUGCUUCCCUCUGCUCUCAUCUGGAUCACCUCAAGACCAGCAGCAGCCAAUCAGAUCCCCUCCAAAUACAUCAAGUGUGUAACAGAAAUUCAGGGAUUCAAUGACCCUCAGAAGGAGGAAUAUUUCAGGAAGAGAAUCAGUGAUGAGCAUCAAGCCAGCAGAAUCAUCUCACACAUUAGAAGAGCAAGAAGCCUCCACAUCAUGUGUCACAUACCAGUCUUCUGUUGGAUCUCAUCCACUGUGCUUCAAAACAUCCUGAAACAAGAUGACAGUGCAGAAAUCCCUCAAACUCUGACUGAAAUGUACAUCCACUUCCUGCUCAUUCAGAUCAAUAUGAGGAAUCAGAAGUAUGAAGAGAGAGAUCCAGAGAAACUCCUGCAGUCCAACAGAGAAGUGAUUGUGAAACUUGCUGAACUGGCUUUCAAACAGCUGAUGAAGGGCAAUGUCAUGUUCUAUGAGGAGGAUCUGAGAGAGAGCGGCAUAGACAUCACUGACGCCUCAGUGUAUUCUGGGAUCUGCACUGAGAUCUUUAAGGAGGAAUCUGUGAUUCAUCAGAGGAAAGUCUACAGCUUCAUACAUCUCAGCUUUCAGGAGUUUCUGGCAGCUUUUCACUGGUUUCACAGUUAUGCGAGUACUACUAAAGAAGCACUAAAGGUUUUUCAUUCGUUGCAUAAUUUGCUGAAAGGAGUUGUAGAUGAAGCCAUUCAGAGUGAAAAUGGACACCUGGAUCUUUUUCUGCGAUUCCUGCUGGGCAUCUCACUGGAGUCCAAUCAGAGACUGUUACAGGAUCUACUGACAAACACAGAGAACAGCUCAGAGAGCAUUAAGAGAACAAUGGCAUAUAUAAAAGACAAAAUUAAAGACAGGAGAACUGCCCCAUACAAUCUUUCAUCUGAAAGAUCCAUCAAUCUGUUCCUCUGUCUGCUGGAGAUGAAAGAUCAGACUCUGUACAGAGAGAUUCAGGAGUUUUUGAAAUCAGAGAAAGACUCAAAAAAUGAACUCUCUCCUGCUCAAUGUUCAGCAAUCACCUACAUGCUUCAGAUGUCAGAGGAUGUGCUGGAUGAAUUAGAUCUCAAGAAAUAUAAUACAACAAAUGAGGGUAAAAUAAGACUGAUACCAGCCGUGAACAACUGCAGAAAAGCUCUGCUUGUUGGUUGUAAUCUUAUACAACAGCACCUUGAAAGUUUGGCUUCAGUUCUACAAUCACCUAAGUCCCUCCUGCGAGUGCUUGAUCUGAGUAACAAUGACCUGCAGGAUUCAGGAAUGAAGCUGAUCUCUGAUGCGGUGAAGAGUCCAAACUGUAAACUAGAGACACUGAGAUUUUCCAUCUGUAAUCUCACUAGUAAGUGUUGUGAAAGUUUGGCCUCAGUUCUACAAUUAUCCCUCCUGAGAGAGCUGGACCUGAGUAACAAUGACCUGCAGGAUUCAGGAGUGAAGCUGAUCUCUGAUGCACUGAAUACAAACUGUACACUGGAGAUACUUAGGAUUGCUAUGUGUAAUCUUACUGAUCAGUGCUGCAAAAGUUUGGCUUCAGCUCUACAAUCAUCAAACUCUGUCCUGAGAGAGCUGGGUCUGAGUAACAAUGACUUGCAGGAUUCAGGAGUGAAGCUGCUCUCUGAUGCACUGAAGAGUACAAACUGUACAUUGGAGAUACUGGGUUUAUCAGGCUGUAUGGUGACAGAGGUCGGCUGUCAUUAUAUGGCAUCAGCACUGAGUUCAAACCCUUCACACCUGAUAGAGCUGGAUCUGAGCUACAAUCACCCUGGAGAAUCAGGAGUCAAACUGCUCACUGAGAGACUCAAUGAUCCAAACUGCACACUACAGAAACUCAAUGUGAAGUGUGGUGGAGAGAUCAGGGCAAGAGCCGGACUACAGAAAUAUUUCUGUAAUCUCACACUGGAUCCAAACACAGCAAACACUCAUCUCAUUCUGUCUAAGGAGAACAGAAAGGUGAUGCAUGUGAAUGAGGAUCAGUCAUAUCCUGAUCAUCCAGACAGAUUUGAGCACUAUCCUCAGGUUCUGUGUAGAGAGAGUCUGACUGGACGAUGUUACUGGGAGACUGAGUGGAGUGGGAGGGAAGCUGAUAUAUCAGUGGCAUAUAAAGGAAUUGAAAGGAAAGGAAGGAGAAAUGAAUGUGUUUUGGGGUACAAUGAAAAGUCUUGGAGGUUGGAGUGCACUAAUGAUCAAUUCACACACUGGCAUGAUUUCAAGAGCACCAUCAUAUGUGUCCUGUCACCCCGAUCUAACAGAGUUGGAGUGUAUCUGGACUGGCCGGCCGGCACUCUGUCCUUCUACAGCGUCUCUGACACAAACACACUCACACACUUACACACAUUCAACACCACAUUCACUAAACCCCUCUAUGCUGGAUUUAGCCUUUAUAAUUCCUCUGUGUCUUUCUCAGAUUAAACAACCUCCUGUGAGAAACAGAUAUAUCACAAAUACAUGAAGUUAUAUACUCACUUUAUGUAGCCAACAAACACUCAUGUAGUAGUAAUUUAUUUGUAAAUUGGGACCUGUAUUGAUAUUGUUUUUAUUAUCUUAUCACUCUUAAGUCGUUGUUUUUGCAUUAUUUGCACCGUUAACUUACUUUGAUUGAAUAUUUACUGAGCAACAUAUUUAUAUUGCAUUUUUGUUGUUUGGUUUAUGAAACAAAUAAAAAUAUUAAAUAUGUGUACCUCUUACAGUUGAUGUUGAUGCUUACCACUGGAGCAAUAAAUCAUCAAAAAAUAAUGACAUUGUACGUUUAUGUGUGGGUGUUUUAAUUGUAUUUAUUGUUCGCUUUGAACGACAAAAGGGGUUUAACAUAAGUAACUGUACUGUAUGUUUGUUGGGGUUUUUUUCUUCCGCAUAAUGCACAAUGUAACUUUUCAAACAUGCAUAGAAAGAGUUGGACGAUAAAGAUUCCAA